UAGGUUAAAAGUAUGGUAUCUAACGAAAUUAUGAUUUCGGGAACCAUAGGUACAUCCAUAUAUAUCUUCGUCUUCUGGUGCAAGUGCUUCCGACAAAAGAAUACACGUUUGGAAACCAAUCCUGCACAUCGUUCAAUACAUAAACUUAAAGAAGACAAACAAACCCAAACAGAAACCGGUAAUACCUGUAAGAAAUCCAAUGAAAUCCGGAUAGACUUCAUCGCUGAAGAGAAGAAUCCCAUCGCUGAUGACAAAAAUGACAAAAGCGAACAUCCUUCUCAGAAAAGUAAACGUAUCAAUAUGGUCACACAGUGUGAGCUCCAUAAAAUGGGAAAAAUUAUCAACAGUUCCAACUUGUUAACAAAGUAUGAUCCCCCUGAAGCAGAACAAUGUAUAAGCAGUUCCGACAUGUUCACACACUGUGAACCACCAGAAGUAGAACAAUGUAUCAGCAAAUCCGACAUGUUCACACAGUGUGAUCCAUCUGAAGUAGAACAACGUAUCAGAACUUUCGACAUGUUCACACAGUGUGAUCCCCCUGAAGAAGAAGAACGUAUCAGAACUUUCGACAUGUUCACACAGUGUGAACCACCUGAAGUAGAACAACGUAUACGCAGUUCCGACAUGUUCACAGAGUGUGAUACUCCUGAAGUAGAACAACGUAUCAGAACUUCCGACAUGUCAACACUGUGUGUGACCGAAAUGUUCACACAGUGUGAGCCCCAUAAAGUAGAACGACGUAUCUGCAAUUCUGAAAUGUUCAAACAGUGUGAGACCGACAUGUUCACACAGUGUGAUCCUUAUGAAGUAGAACAACGUAUCAGAACUUCCGACAUGUUCACACAGUUUGAUCCCCCUGAAGUAGAACAACUCAUCAGCAAUUCCGACAAGUUCACACAAUGUGAACCACCUGAAGUAGAACAACUUAUCAGAACUGCCGACUUGUUCACACGGUGCGAUCCCCCUGAAGUAGAACUCAUUAGCAAUUCCGACAUGUUUACACAGUGUGAACCACCUGAAGUAGAACAACGUAUCAGAACUUCCGACAUGUUCACACAGUGUGAGACCGACAUGUUCACACAGUGUGAUCCUCAUGAAGUAGAACAACGUAUCAGAACUUCUGACAUGUUCACACAGUUUGAUCCCCCUGAAGUAGAACAACUCAUCAGCAAUUCCGACAAGUUCACACAAUGUGAACCACCUGAAGUAGAACUACCUAUCAGAACUGCCGACAUGUUCACACAGUUUGAUCCCCCUGAAGUAGAACAACUCAUCAGCAAUUCCGACAAGUUCACACAAUGUGAACCACCUGAAGUAGAACAACUUAUCAGAACUGCCGACAUGUUUACACAGUGUGAACCACCUGAAGUAGAACAACGUAUCAGAACUUCCGACAUGUUCACACAGUGUGAGACCGACAUGUUCACACAGUAUGAUCCCACUGAAGUAGAGCAAUUUAUCAGCAGUUCCAACAUGUUCACACAGUAUGAUCCCCCUGAAGUAGAACAAUUACUCUCAAUACAACCAAUGAUCACCGUACUUGUAUUCUGUCGUGUUGGAUUUAUUUUGUUAGUUCUCUAUGUAAUAUUGUCCUAUAUAAUAUCUUAA
This is a messenger RNA of Saccostrea cuccullata (small rock oyster), 1608 nucleotides long. RefSeq lists its product as uncharacterized. The transcript is spliced from 2 exons. Lineage: Eukaryota; Metazoa; Mollusca; Bivalvia; Ostreida; Ostreidae. The coding region runs from base 13 to 1608 and encodes 531 amino acids. The record is from RefSeq and is a predicted model, not a curated record.